CUCUUGCCGUCAACACGGCGACCUCUCCGUCCAAAAGCUAAGGGCGACACCGUUCCCUCUCGCUCUCUUCUCCCCUGCAUAAUAAAGAGUGAUCCUCUGGUUCCUAAUCUCCAGCCAGAGCAGGGGAAGAGAGAGAGAUAGAAGAGAGGGACGCUUGUUUCUAUUUUGCCUCUCUGCAUCACCUCAUCUCCCCUUCAACUUCUUCUUCGUCUUCUUUUACAAACCCAAAGCAUACAUCAUCUCAUUGCUCUUUCAAAUCCAAGGAGAAGAAUAGGAGAAACUAAAGCGAGGGAGAGAAAGAGAAAGAGGCUUUCUUUUUGUUUCUCUGCAACACCCAGUUUCUUCCUUUUACAAUAAACCCAACCAUUUAAUAUUUAUCUUUUCUCUCUCUAAACCCAUUAAAACCCACUUUUUUUUUAUCUGGGUUUUCUCUUUAUUUAUCUUGAUUUUGUUUUUGUGCCCCUUUAAUGGCUUCUUGGGUUCUCUCGGACUGUGGUUUGAGGCCACUUCCAAAGGUCUCUCCUUUUCCUAAGCUUACCCCAAGGCUCAGACACUCUCUUCCUUUGGGUUUCUCUGCGAAAAGAGCAGAUCUCAAUUCAAAGGUUUGCAGGGUUGUUUCUGUAGGAAGGGGUGGUUUAAGGGACUGGAAAUUGAGAGUGAGUGCUCCGUUGGAUCUGAAGGUUGUUUCUUUUGAUGAGAGAGAAAUAGAAGGGGAGAAAUUCGACCCUGCAGCUCCCCCUCCUUUCAAAUUGGCAGAUAUCAGAGCUGCAAUUCCAAAGCAUUGUUGGGUUAAGGAUCCAUGGAAAUCAAUGAGCUAUGUUGUGAGAGAUGUUGUUGUGGUUUUUGGGUUAGCUGCUGCUGCUGCUUAUGUCAACAAUUGGUUGGUUUGGCCCCUUUAUUGGGCAGCACAGGGCACCAUGUUUUGGGCUCUCUUUGUUUUGGGUCAUGACUGUGGACAUGGGAGCUUCUCUAACAAUGCUAAACUAAACAGUGUGGUUGGGCAUCUCCUUCAUUCCUCCAUUCUUGUGCCUUACCACGGUUGGAGGAUAAGUCACAGGACCCAUCAUCAAAACCAUGGACAUGUGGAGAACGACGAAUCGUGGCACCCGUUAUCGGAGAACAUAUAUAGGAGUUUGGACAAUGCUACACGAAAGCUUCGGUUUACCCUGCCUUUUCCAAUGUUUGCAUUCCCUUUCUAUCUGUGGAGUAGAAGUCCUGGAAAGAAAGGUUCCCACUUCCAUCCAGAAGGUGAUCUUUUUGUCCCAACUGAGAAGAAGGAUGCAAUCACCUCCACCUUAUGCUGGACUGCAAUGGCAGCUUUGCUAGUGGGGCUCUCAUGGGUGAUGGGUCCACUGCAACUGCUCAAGCUUUAUGGUGUUCCCUACUGUAUAUUUGUUAUGUGGUUGGAUCUUGUGACUUACUUGCAUCACCAUGGCCAUGAGGACAAACUUCCUUGGUACCGUGGGAAGGAAUGGAGUUAUCUCAGGGGAGGGCUUACAACAGUGGACCGUGAUUAUGGAAUAUUUAACAACAUUCAUCAUGACAUUGGUACUCAUGUGAUUCACCACCUGUUCCCACAGAUUCCCCACUACAACUUGAUCGAGGCUACUGAGGCAGCUAAGCCUCUGCUUCGGAAGUACUAUCGUGAGCCGAAGAAGUCAGGGCCUAUACCUUUUCACUUGCUUGAUAGUCUCCUAGUAAGUAUGAGACGGGACCAUUAUGUUAGUGACUCUGGAGAUAUUGUAUACUAUCAGACCGACCCAGCAUUGCGUGGUGAUUCUCGAGAUUAGGCACUAAGAUAUGAAGGCUUGCAGAUCUACCAUCCCUCUAACCACUAAUGUAUUUUUCCAGUUGGGAUUGAUAAUGUUGGCCUCUAUUUUUGGGCCAUCACAUUUUUUUUCUCUGGUCUAGAGAGAGAUGAUGCCUCACUAGAAUGUUGGGAAAUGUCAUUCUGAGAAUGGGGAAUUGGGGCGUCAUUAUUCUAAGUUUCCUUUGUGUUCUUGAAUCAGGGAAGCAUUGCAAUUCAUUUUGCUGAAGGUGAAACUUGUCUUCAGCAUCACAUAACCAAAUUUUGGCUUAGUAUGAAAAGAUAAAAUGGAAAGUUUGUAUUUCUUCUGAUAAAUGAAUGGACUCCGUUCAGUUGUCUUUC
Molecule: messenger RNA, 2149 nt
Organism: Amborella trichopoda
Lineage: Eukaryota; Viridiplantae; Streptophyta; Magnoliopsida; Amborellales; Amborellaceae
Product: omega-3 fatty acid desaturase, chloroplastic
Biological process (GO): lipid metabolic process
Molecular function (GO): oxidoreductase activity, acting on paired donors, with oxidation of a pair of donors resulting in the reduction of molecular oxygen to two molecules of water
Source: RefSeq, a predicted model, not a curated record